AUGCAAAGACUGCAUACGGCAGAUUUGAUAUGGAGUAGCGUAGCACAGCCAAAACAAAGGUUUUUUGUGUGGCUGGGAGCUCAAAGGAGACUACUAACAAAGAAAAUGCUGGUGAAGUUGCAGAUUCAUGUGGAUAAUGUGGAAUGUUGUUUAUGUGAUGAACAAAAAACGACUGAAACAAGUCAACACUUAUUUGUUGAAUGCAACUGGAUAAGAAAUGUUCGUGCUGAGAUGCUGAGAUGGCUUGGUGUACAAUUGCAAGAAGGAGACAUAGUGAGCACAAUAAACAACAUCAAAAAGAAGAUGUGGAAACAGUUAAAGAAAGAAGUGGUUGCAGCAACAAUGGGAGCUGUCUUCUAUCAUACGUGGAAGGCAAGAAAUUGGAAGAUCUUCAAAGGAACUAAUGUAAAUAAUAUAGAUACUGCAGAACGGAUUAAGCAGGAAAUGGAAGAGUAUGGUGAUGGAAUGAACAGAAGAGAGGCAGAUGGGAAAGUGAUAUGA
Messenger RNA from Nicotiana attenuata, 501 nucleotides. RefSeq lists its product as uncharacterized. Bases 1 to 501 code for a protein of 166 amino acids. The record is from RefSeq and is a predicted model, not a curated record. NCBI's taxonomy places the organism in Eukaryota, Viridiplantae, Streptophyta, Magnoliopsida, Solanales, Solanaceae. The transcript has 2 exons.